Messenger RNA from Cyphellophora europaea CBS 101466, 666 nucleotides. Its product is annotated as thymidylate kinase. The transcript is spliced from 3 exons. Gene Ontology annotation, molecular function: dTMP kinase activity; ATP binding. Gene Ontology annotation, cellular component: cytosol; cytoplasm; nucleus. The record is from RefSeq and is a predicted model, not a curated record. Bases 1 to 666 code for a protein of 221 amino acids. Gene Ontology annotation, biological process: dUDP biosynthetic process; dTTP biosynthetic process; dTDP biosynthetic process. NCBI's taxonomy places the organism in Eukaryota, Fungi, Ascomycota, Eurotiomycetes, Chaetothyriales, Cyphellophoraceae.
AUGUCUGGAGUUUCUCCCCGUGGCGUGCUCGUCGUCGUAGAAGGGCUAGACCGUUCGGGCAAGUCAAGUCAAUGUCAGUUGCUCGUCGACAGCCUGAACAAAGCUGGGAAGACGGCACGUUAUGUCAAGUUUCCAGACAGGACAACAGCUACUGGGGUUAUGAUCAAUAGCUACCUGACAAGCAACGCACAGCAAGACGAUCAUUCCAUCCAUUUGCUAUUCUCCGCCAACCGAUGGGAGGCCAUCCAGGGUAUCUUACAAGCCAUCGCGGAUGGGGUGACUGUCAUCAUUGACCGCUAUUCGUUCUCUGGUGCAGUUUACUCAGCGGCAAAGGAUAACCCGGAUCUCAACUUGCAGUGGGCUUGGGCAUGCGAGGCAGGUUUACCAAAACCUGAUCUUGUCCUCUUCCUCGACUUAUCUUCUGAGGAGGCAGCGAGACGAGGAGGGUAUGGCGAGGAACGCUACGAGACAGAAAAUAUGCAAACUAGAGUAAAGUCGCUGUUCGAUGAUCUUUUCACUCGUUUGCCAGAGCUGGAAGUCAAGCGAAUCAAUGCCGGACAAAGCAUUGACGAUGUUGCCGCGGACAUCAUGCAAGUCUUCGAGAAGGCUUCGAAUUCAGACGUUCUGGCUUUACCAUUGCAGAAGCUAGGAUUUCUGCCCAGUUGA